AUUCCUGAUCUUUACCAUCUUUACCCUUUUCCCUCUCGUUACUUCUCUCAACUGCGGCUGCUCCAUUCCCUCCUCCGUUCUGCUUCUUCUCCUCACCGCACUCUGUUUCAGAGCUCGCCUCCGUUUCAGUGGCAAUGUUGUUGGACGAGAGCAAGUUCGACGUGCAAUUGAAACUGUGGGCCCUUCGAAUACCCUGCCAACUUUGCAGGGUUGCCACUCGAAUCCUAAACGGUUACGUGCUUGAUAAGCCCCGAGUUAAACCUAUCACUGAUGACCCAACUUGUGACAAAAACCGCUACCUUAUACUCUCUGAGAAAGUUCAGAAUCAGGAUUUAUCUGAUAUUCCCAAGCAAAAGCUUGAUGAGCUUAAGGACUUGUGUGAGAUUGAAGUUUUGCCCUAUUCGUUGACACUGGGUUAUUCAUACUGGAAUGCAGAUCAUGUGCUGAAGCAGAUACUGCCUGAUGGAGUGGAAGUGCCUUCAUCUUUUGAAACAAUAGGUCACAUUGCCCACUUAAACCUACAUGAUGAAUUACUUCCCUUCAAGGAUGUUAUUGCGAAGGUUAUUUAUGAUAAAAAUUACCCAAGAAUCAAAACUAUUGUUAACAAAGUUGGAAACAUCACAAAUGAAUUCCGCGUUCCAGAAUUUGAAAUUUUAGCAGGAGAGCAUGAUAUGAUUACAGAAGUGAAGCAAUAUGGUGCCACUUUUAAGCUUGAUUACAGUCUGGUUUAUUGGAAUUCCAGAUUGGAACAUGAACACAAAAGGUUGGUUUCAAUGUUCCAAGCGGGAGAAAUCAUAUGUGACAUGUUUGCUGGUAUAGGUCCUUUUGCCAUUCCUGCCGCACAGAAAGGAUGCUUAGUCUAUGCAAAUGAUUUAAAUCCAAAUAGCAUUCACUAUCUGAGGAUUAAUGCCAAAAUCAAUAAGGUUGAUGAUCAAAUUUGUUCUUACAACAUGGAUGCUAGAAAGUUCAUAUCCCAGCUAAUGGAAGUGCCAAAUUCUGGGAAUAAAACAGAAAAUGAUGUUCCCAUUUCCGACGCUUGUUACACAUGCAAGAUACAAGACAACACUGAGCCAAAUUCAGAAGAUAUACAAGGUUCAGCAGAGAAUGCUGCUAAGUCUACAAUUCCCGUCAAAAGAUCUUGUGGCAGUUCUCAUGAAGGAAAUGAAAAGGGGCAUGGUACUGACAUCCUUGAAGGUGGUGGCAAAAAAGGAAGCAAAAACAAGAGAAGGAAAGAGUCUGAAAUCUCUGUCACAAAAACUUGGGAACAUAUUGACCAUGUAGUGAUGAACCUACCAGCAUCUGCUAUUCAGUUUCUAGAUGCAUUCAGGGGACUGAUCCAGAGGAAAUAUUGGAAAGGACAUCUACCAUUGAUCCACUGCUAUUGCUUCAUCAGGGCAACUGAAACUCCUGAAUCUAUAAUAGCUGUAGCAGAAUCUGCUUUAAAAGCUACUAUACUAGACUCAAAAUUUCAUAGGGUUAGGGAUGUAGCUCCAAAUAAGGCAAUGUUUUGUUUAAGCUUCAGGUUGCCAGAAGCAUGCUUUUGCGAAGAAGAUAGUCAAUAAUAUUAUCCUUAGUGAUGCUGCUGAAGAGAAAUGACCUUUUUUCUUCAUUCUUCAACCUUUAUUUUCAUGUGUCUUAACAGGUAUUCAUUGUUCUUCAGGUGUAAUUGGAUACUUAGUUAGAUCAACCGAAAACAGUUAUGCAUGUUCCUUUGGAUAUGAACUUUUUCUUUUUGUUAAAUCUAUUUUCCUUUUUAUUAUAAGAUAAAUUUAUAAAUGUUUAACAACUAGUUUGUAAUAUUUUGAAAAAAUGAGUGGUGGAGUAAUCUAUAAUGACGUCACAUUCUUUUUUUCGGCAAAAA
Messenger RNA from Trifolium pratense (red clover), 1861 nucleotides. RefSeq names its product tRNA (guanine(37)-N1)-methyltransferase 2. The coding region runs from base 135 to 1562 and encodes 475 amino acids. The record is from RefSeq and is a predicted model, not a curated record. Lineage: Eukaryota; Viridiplantae; Streptophyta; Magnoliopsida; Fabales; Fabaceae. The transcript has 11 exons. Gene Ontology annotation, biological process: tRNA N1-guanine methylation. Gene Ontology annotation, cellular component: cytoplasm.